This is a messenger RNA of Rhodotorula graminis WP1, 1743 nucleotides long. RefSeq lists its product as uncharacterized. Gene Ontology annotation, cellular component: endoplasmic reticulum. The transcript has 7 exons. Bases 1 to 1662 code for a protein of 553 amino acids. Gene Ontology annotation, molecular function: serine C-palmitoyltransferase activity; pyridoxal phosphate binding. The record is from RefSeq and is a predicted model, not a curated record. Gene Ontology annotation, biological process: ceramide biosynthetic process; sphingosine biosynthetic process. NCBI's taxonomy places the organism in Eukaryota, Fungi, Basidiomycota, Microbotryomycetes, Sporidiobolales, Sporidiobolaceae.
AUGGCCUCACCCUAUGCCGCACCCGCCGCGUACGCGACGCCCGUGCCCGCCGCACCAACGAGCCUCGCGUCCGAGCAGCUCGUCGCGGCGCUGUCGGCGUCGCUCGCCCGCCUGUCCGAGUUGUCGUCGCGCGUGCCGGGCAGCGCCAUCGUGUGGCGGUACCUCAAGGCGAGCCACCAGGACGACCCGUUCCGCACCGUCCUCGAGAUCCUCCUCGUCUUCUUCAUCGUCCGCACCUACCUCAUGGCUCGCACAAAGGGCGAGAGCUCGGGCAAGAACUUUGUCAAGUUGAGCGAGAAGGAGAUUGACGAGCUCGUGAGCGAGUGGACGCCCGAACCCCUCCUCCCGCCAAACCAGGAGACGCCGCUGCACCCGCCCAUCAUCGUCGGCGCGACCGGCCCUCGCCCCAAGCCCAUGUCGCUCGACCAGCCGGGCAAGCAGGUGACCAACCUCGCGAGCGCCAACUUUGCCGGCCUCGCGGGCAACGACCGCAUCAAGGACAAGGCCAUGCGCGCUCUCCGGCGGUACGGCGUCGGCAGUUGCGGCCCGGCCGGCUUCUACGGCACUUUCGACGUCCACCUCGAGCUCGAGCGCGACAUUGCCGCCUUCCUCAACGUUCCCGCCGCCAUCAUCUACGCGCACGCCUUCAGCUGCGUCUCGUCGGUCGUGCCGUCGUUCUGCAAGCGUGGCGACAUCAUCGUCGCCGACCGCGGCAUCAACUUUGCGCUGCAGAAGGGCAUCCAGAUCUCGCGCUCGACCGUGCGCUGGUACGACCACGGCGACUACGCCGGGCUCGAGCGCAUCCUCGAGGGCAUCCGCAAAGAGGACAAGAAGUACAAGCGCAACCCGACGGCAAGCAGGCGGUUCAUCGUCACCGAGGGCAUCUUCGAGAACGAUGGGAGCAUGGUCGACCUGCCCAAGGUGAUCGAGCUCAAGAACAAGUACAAGUACCGCCUCAUCCUCGACGAGUCCUGGUCGUUCGGCGUCGUCGGCAAGACCGGUCGGGGCGUCACCGAGGUCUUUGACGUCCCGGCUGCGGCCGUCGACAUGCUCAUGGGCUCGAUGGCGAGCUCGCUCGCUGCAGGCGGCGGGUUCUGCGCCGGCAGUCGCGAGGUCGUCAUGCACCAGCGCAUCAACUCGCCCGCAUCCGUCUUCUCCGCCUCGCUCCCGCCUCUCCUCGCCGUCUCGGCGUCCGAGGCGAUCGCGCUCCUGUCCACCUCGGUCACUUCCACCAACCCGGCCCACCCGCUCGCGUCCCUCCCCGCCAACGUGCGCGCCCUGCGCACGAUCCUCGACCAGAUCCCGACCAUCGAGAUCUUGUCGGCCGAGAUCUCGCCCCUCAUCCACCUCAUGAUCAAGCCGUCGACGCUCGACGCGCUGCACAAGGCGGCGGCGGACGGCGGCGUCAAGGGCCGCGCACGCAGCCACUCGAACUCGGCGCGAGAGGAGCAGGAGCGCCUUUUGCAGGAGAUUGUCGACGCCGCGGCCGAGAACGGCGUCCUCCUGUCGACGACCAAGCGCAACUGGGCGCAGGAGAUGGUCGAGCUGCGGCCGAGCAUCCGCAUCUGCGUCACGAGCGGCCUGACCAAGAAGGAGGUUGAGAAGGCCGGCGCCGUCGUCAAGAGCGCCGUAGCCAAGGUCCUCGGCAAGGGCAAGAAGUAGACUCUUUUCCUCCAUCUGUACAAGCCUCCAUCUACGUGUCCCUCGUAAUCAUGACGGCGCCCUGCGCUCGUCCUCCUCUUC